AUGAUCUCUGCUUCCCAGGACAACCACAAGCUGUACAAGCAGAAACUCGAGGAGUUAACCAAGCUGCAGGACGGGAUCUCCAGCUCCAUCGCACGGCAGAAGAAGCGGCUGAAGGAGCUGUCGUUGUCCUUCAAAAAAUGCAAAGCCCACGCGAGCCCCGAACAGCAGGAAACCAUCCAAGAGACCCAGAGCCUGAUAAAAGAGAGGCAGAACGUGUUCUUUGAGAUGGAGGCCUACCUGCCAAAGAAGAACGGGUUGUACCUGAGUCUGGUGCUGGGGAAUGUGAACGUGACGCUGCUCAGCAAGCAGGCCAAGUUUGCAUAUAAAGAUGAGUACGAGAAGUUCAAGCUCUACCUCACCAUCAUCUUACUCAUUAUCUCCUCCUCCUGUCGGUUCCUUGUCAACACCAGGGUGACAGACGCCGUCUUUAACUUCCUCCUGGUGUGGUACUAUUGCACCCUCACCAUCCGGGAGAGCAUCUUGAUCAACAACGGAUCCAAAAUCAAAGGCUGGUGGGUUUUCCAUCACUACAUCUCUACCUUCCUCUCAGGGGUCAUGCUGACAUGGCCAGAUGGGCUCAUGUACCAGAUGUUCAGGAACCAGUUUCUCUCCUUCUCCAUGUACCAGAGCUUCGUGCAGUUCCUGCAGUACUACUACCAGAGCGGGUGCUUGUACCGGCUGCGAGCGCUGGGCGAGAGGCACAACAUGGACCUGACCGUGGAGGGCUUCCAGUCCUGGAUGUGGAGAGCCCUCUCCUCUCUCCUGCAGUUCUGGCAGCUCUACAACGCGAUCACCCUCUUCCGGAUGCUCCAGCACCCAGAAUGCAAAGAGUGGCAGGUCCUCAUGUGCGGCCUCCCCUUCCUCAUCCUCUUCCUGGGCAACUUCUUCACCACUCUCCGCGUCGUCCACCAGAAGUUCCAGAACAAGAACAAGGACAUGAAGCAGGAUUGA
Nestor notabilis (Kea) is the source of this 951-nucleotide messenger RNA. It is a transcript of the gene TMEM120A, whose product is annotated as transmembrane protein 120A. Gene Ontology annotation, cellular component: membrane. Lineage: Eukaryota; Metazoa; Chordata; Aves; Psittaciformes; Psittacidae. Gene Ontology annotation, biological process: fat cell differentiation. Bases 1 to 951 code for a protein of 316 amino acids. The transcript is spliced from 11 exons. The record is from RefSeq and is a predicted model, not a curated record.